AUGAUUAAGAAAAAAGAGCAGAAGGAGCUGAGGAGAGCGUGCCUUUGUGUGAUCAGCUUCAAAAGUGCGGCUCGUCAUCGCGUCGUGUCGCGGACGCGGAGCCUUCGAACAGCGCCAGCGGUGCACCCUCCUCUCCUCUGUGUCCCCAGCGUCCGCGCGGGGUGCUCCCCUCUUUUUCUCUGCUCCUUCACCAGUCCUCAGGUCUCGUCCUCUGCAUGUAUCAAUAAUGCAGCGUGUGCCAUGUUGGAUCCGGGCGCACACCUCUUCUGUCCAAACAAACACGGGUCUGAGCUCCCGGUGUCAGCCACGAUCGACCGGGACCGAGGCGGACGUCGGAGCACCUGA
Knipowitschia caucasica is the source of this 345-nucleotide messenger RNA. Lineage: Eukaryota; Metazoa; Chordata; Actinopteri; Gobiiformes; Gobiidae. The record is from the annotation of a GenBank genome assembly.